AUUAACAUUGAUGAUUACGAUGAUCCUGGAAAUAUCAAUAGAACUAAAAGUAUUUCGAUCAAAACUAUUGCAAAUCUUAAAAGGAGAAGUAGUAUUAGAAAGAGUUCCCUUAAACUGAAAGGUAGCAAAAGAAUUAGUCAAAUGGAAGAUGGCUCUUCAUCAAGAAAAGCAUUUGCAAUGAGUGAAACUUCACCAAGAUCAACUUCACCAAGAUCGUUUGAAAUGGGUGAGACUUCACCAAGAUCAACUUCUCCAAGAUCGUUUGAAAUGGGUGAGUCUCCAAGAUCAUUUGAAACUUCUCCAAGAAGAUCAAUUGAAACGGGUGAGACUUCAUCAAGAAAAUCAUUUGAAAUGAGUGAGGACGAUGAAAAAGAAACGACAAAUACUAGUAGAUUAGGUUUACCAGUUGUUUAUCCUGAACAUAUUGUCGAAGUGGUUCACCAAGAUUAUGUUUAUAAUGGUGAAUACGUCACUUAUGGUAAUACGUCCAAUGGUGGUAAUAUUCAAAGUAAUCCCGUGAAAGAAGACACUGAAUGA
This is a messenger RNA of Racocetra persica, 537 nucleotides long. The record is from the annotation of a GenBank genome assembly. Lineage: Eukaryota; Fungi; Glomeromycota; Glomeromycetes; Diversisporales; Gigasporaceae.